GGGGCGCGUACAGGGCGAACACUGUAGAACAAUAGUAAUAAAGGUGAUGAAGCAUCUUGAGUCCUCGGCGCUGCCUCGUGGGAAGGGCUUUUCGGAACCUGGACACCCCGCAGGGCUCCUCCCCGUGUUGUCGGCAUGGCUGCGGGCGAAUCCCUUCCGAGGCUCAAUUUCCUGGACUGUAGGAUGGGGGGAAUGGUGGUGGUUCUUGCCAGGCCCGGACCUCCCUUCUCAAGAUCGUUUGAGGGGCUCUGCUCGGAAAAUGGAGUCCAGGCUACUUUGUGAUCCUCAGAGUAACGGAGGAAUGGUGUUCCUGUGGAAAAGGGUGUAGAGCCGCCGACACUGGAAGGCUUAAGGAGGGUGUUGAGGGCUUGGCAGAACAGAGAGAGACUUGGAGGACUGCCUAUGGCUGCGGUAGCAGUAAGAGAAGCUCUCAGAAGGUGCACAUUUCUCCUUGUUCAUUUUUAAGCAGCUUCGAAAGCUGCUGUUGAUGAUGCCUGAAGUUGCUUUGGAGGGAGAAAGCCAACAGUGAGAUCAAGAAUUGUUCUCUAAUGAUCUUGCUUCACCAUGGCUACAAAUAUGGAGGGGCUGGUUCAGCACAGAGUGGGGACCCAGCAGGUGGCUGAGGUACCACGGACACAGACCUCUCGGCCGGAAUCUCCAGGGAUGACCAGCCCCUCCCCGCGCAUCCAGAUAAUCUCCACCGACUCUGCGGUAGCUUCACCUCAGCGAAUUCAGAUUGUGACAGACCAGCAGACAGGACAGAAGAUCCAGAUAGUCACCGCAGUGGACGCCUCCGGAUCCCCCAAGCAGCAGUUCAUCCUGACCAGCCCAGAUGGAGCUGGAACUGGGAAGGUGAUCCUGGCUUCCCCGGAGACAUCCAGUGCUAAGCAGCUCAUAUUCACCACCUCGGACAACCUUGUCCCUGGCAGGAUCCAGAUCGUCACGGACUCUGCUUCUGUGGAGCGCUUGCUGGGUAAGGCCGACGUCCAGCGGCCACAGGUGGUAGAGUACUGUGUCGUCUGUGGCGACAAAGCCUCUGGUCGUCACUAUGGGGCUGUCAGUUGUGAAGGUUGCAAAGGUUUCUUUAAAAGGAGUGUAAGGAAAAAUCUGACCUACAGCUGCCGGAGCAACCAAGACUGUAUCAUCAAUAAACACCACCGGAACCGCUGUCAGUUUUGCCGGCUGAAAAAAUGCUUAGAGAUGGGCAUGAAGAUGGAAUCUGUGCAGAGUGAACGGAAGCCCUUUGAUGUACAACGGGAGAAACCAAGCAAUUGUGCUGCUUCAACUGAGAAAAUUUAUAUCCGGAAGGACUUGAGAAGUCCUCUGAUAGCUACUCCCACGUUUGUGGCAGAUAAAGAUGGAGCAAGACAAACAGGUCUUCUUGAUCCAGGGAUGCUUGUCAACAUCCAACAGCCUUUGAUACGUGAGGAUGGUACAGUUCUCCUGGCCACGGAUUCCAAGGCUGAAACAAGCCAGGGAGCUCUGGGCACACUGGCCAAUGUAGUAACCUCCCUCGCCAACUUAAGUGAAUCCCUUAACAAUGGUGAUGCUUCGGAAAUGCAGCCAGAGGACCAGUCUGCGAGUGAGAUUACUCGGGCAUUUGAUACCUUAGCUAAAGCACUUAAUACCACAGACAGCUCCUCCCCUCCAAGCCUGGCAGAUGGGAUAGACGCCAGUGGAGGAGGAGGCAUUCAUGUCAUCAGCAGAGACCAGUCCACACCCAUCAUCGAGGUCGAAGGUCCCCUCCUCUCAGACACUCAUGUCACAUUUAAGCUCACCAUGCCCAGCCCAAUGCCAGAGUACCUCAAUGUGCACUACAUCUGCGAGUCAGCAUCCCGCCUGCUUUUCCUCUCCAUGCACUGGGCCAGGUCAAUCCCAGCGUUUCAGGCACUUGGGCAGGACUGCAACACCAGCCUGGUGCGGGCCUGCUGGAAUGAGCUCUUCACUCUGGGCCUGGCCCAGUGUGCCCAGGUCAUGAGCCUCUCUACCAUCCUGGCGGCCAUUGUCAACCACCUACAGAACAGCAUCCAGGAAGAUAAACUUUCUGGAGACCGGAUAAAGCAAGUUAUGGAGCACAUCUGGAAGCUUCAGGAGUUCUGUAACAGUAUGGCCAAGCUGGAUAUAGACGGCUAUGAGUAUGCAUACCUUAAAGCUAUAGUUCUCUUUAGCCCCGAUCAUCCAGGUUUGACCAGCACAAGCCAGAUUGAAAAAUUCCAAGAAAAGGCACAGAUGGAAUUGCAGGACUAUGUUCAGAAAACCUACUCAGAAGACACCUACCGAUUGGCCCGGAUUCUCGUUCGCCUGCCGGCACUCAGGCUGAUGAGCUCCAACAUAACAGAAGAACUUUUUUUUACUGGUCUCAUUGGCAAUGUGUCGAUAGACAGCAUAAUCCCCUACAUCCUCAAGAUGGAGACAGCAGAGUAUAACGGCCAGAUCACCGGAGCCAGUCUAUAGUGCGCACCACACACCUGCCGAGAAGCAAAAGGAUCCUCCCAGGACCGCUCAGAUACAGAGAAAAAGUAGUGGUAUUUUGGUAUGUGCAAAUAUUUCCAGUAUGUUAGCCAUUUCCUACCUGGUUUCUUCUUAUCUGUUAAUCCCAGACAAUAGCAACUAAAAGACUAGUAGGAUCCUUUCCUGCCAUAAGAAAUGUUUUAAUGCCUUUUGAUGAAGCAGAUUUUGGAACAAUCUUUUAACCCAAUUUGUAAAAUUUAGAAAUUCUCAAAGGGCAAAAAACAGAGUUUUAUAAUGUCAGAGACUAGUAUUAAACAAAACUAAAAGAACCUAAGAGAACAGUAUGUGUGUAUAUAUAUUAAAAAUGUCCUUGGAAUUAAUAGCUACUAAUUACCAGGGUAAUAAUAUUAGCACUUUCUAAGCACUUCUUAUCAAUGCGUAAUGUUAGCAACAUCUUGCCUAUGGGCAGGACAAAUGGAAAACUGUAUAUGUCUUUUGCUGAAAUGCUAAUAAUUUCUGUGAAAACGCACUAGGGUACAGGAGACAAUCAUUUAUGUUUAAGAAAAGAUGGCAUCAUUCCUAAUUGUAUGCACACAUUGGUGGUGUUGAACUAAAUUCCUAUGAACGAAUGAAAAUGUGGCUCAUGUGUAUCAUGCAGUAAGUGGGAGUGUGGAAGCACAGUCGGUGGUGACCUAAACCGGAAGCUUCCUCAGCUGUUGAGCUGAUGAUGCUUGUCAGGCUCACUGAGCUCUGGUUCUAGUCUGUGACUGGCCUCUGCAGACUCCUCCAAACCUGGGGCUCUCUUCUCAUGACUGGUUCUCAGAAUUGGAUUGCAGCCAGUCAGACCUUAACUGCCACUUCCUGUGGCAACCGAAAACGUCCCCACAUCACCACCCCUCACGGCAGACAGAGCCUCUGACUAAACAGUGCAAGGUGGGCAUUUUGAACCCGAUAGCAAUUCCGGAAUGCAGUCUGGGGCAGUUGCUUGUUCAGUUGGAGGAAUACAAAGGUUCCCUUCUCAGGGGUUCCCAUUCCAAACGUCCCUUAGAGAAGGGCCUGUAUUCCUGUGGUUCACUUGAGCCUGGAGGUGAUUCAGGGUGGGGGAGGGGUGCAGGAUUUUGCUGCCUGGCAGGGUGGCGGCGGUGGCCGUAUGGCUGGAUGGAGGGUUUCUCUGUUGACCUCAAGUGUAAGGGUUUUCCAAAGUGUCUCCAGACUCCGCAUUUCUGGUGGCAAGUCUUUGAAUAGUACUGGUACACCAUGCACUUUGAUUUCCCCAGGUGUGUGCCAGCAAGGAACCCGGGAGCAUUUUAGGUGAUAGACGCAGAAGCAGGCCACCUGCUCCUUAAAAAAAAAAAAAAAAAAAAGAAAGAAAAAAAAAACCUUAACUCCCAAGUUACCUUCUUUCUCUUAAUCUAUAGCGACCAUCGUUACAAGAACAGAAGGCAGUCAUAAGGAAGUUCUGUCUAGUGCUCUUAAGAGCACCAUAAAUUCCUAAGGGUAUAAGCAGCAGACAUUUCCUGCUUGAGUGAAGUGGCCUGUCCAAGACCAGGUCAGGAACUCUUGGUUUCCUCGGUGCAUAACCCAGAUUAAGGGAACAUGGCUCGAGUUAAUUUUGCAUCUCCCAGACCUUCUCAUCAGAUGGCACCCACAGAGACCCCGGUGCACUUGCCCUGCUCACAGGCACCCCCUGGUCUGGCCCAGGCCCUUGUCAGGGCCCUGUAGGUAGCCAGCCGGCCCCUGGCUUAUGACAGAACAGACUGCUCUGUGCUGAAGUGUCAACAGCACUUGGUGAAAGUCGUUAGUGGGAAUUAUGCAGGGACAGUAUCUCCAGCUUCUAAAUUCCUGUUUGGAUUUAAGCAUAUUAUUUAUAGUCCAUGUCUUGGAAGCAAAUUUUGGACACAAUAGGGGUGCCCGUUAUAAAAUGAUGGAAAGAAUUUAAUUUUGCCAGCUUAAGUUUUUGGUUUUCUGACUUCAAGGUGAUUUAAAUUUCAAAAUUAGGAGAAAAAACAAGCCAAGACAACAGAGUUAGGGCAGGUCUGUUUCAUUUCUGCUCACGAAGGAUUUUAGCAGGAGGUAGUUUUAACUGUGUUUAUGCAUCUUACACAGCAAGUUGCCUCUUUCCUGUUCUUUUUAUUUUUUUUAACGUAAGCAUGUCUGUAGAUCAUAUAGCAGGUCCCUGGGGAUACAUGCUAUGUCGAGUCUCCCAGAUCUGGGUGUUGCAGGAAAGGCCCAGCCCUCAUUCCUGGGGGUGGCCCUGAGAGUGGUGUGUCCAUUCAGCUGGUAGACUCAAGGUGGCCUUUCAGGUAUGGGGACAGCUAAGCCAAGACCUCAGCUGGGGUCCCAACAACACUGCUAAAGGGUUUUGGGGUAGAGGUGAUAACCAGCAAGAACACUCAACAUUCUGGCGAGUGAGUGCUGCAUUCUGGCAGGACAGCCCCAGAGAAAAAUCACUUUAGCUUGGAGGGUCAUUGAUUCUGACCCAUUCGUGCCCCUUGCGUCCCUUCACUGGUGGUGGCUGAUUGCAGCAGACCUUUUGGGGCCUUAAACACUCAUUAGUUUCCCAGAUCCUCUCGGCCUUACUCUGAAGUAACCUCUUCCCUAAGGAUCAUGUUCACACAAGCUGAUUUCUUGCUGCCCCAAAGCAUUUCACACCUCCGACAGCAGCUCCAUCCAUCCUGUCUUGUCACAUUGGUUAAGAGAAGCCCAAAGUCAAGAAUUGAAUUGAACAGGAUCCCAGGCAGAUCCUGAGGUUCAGCUUUCACAAGUCUUUUACCCCUUAUUAGUAGUUCUUAGGAGUCUAGAUUUGGUUAAGUAAGGCCAGCCUUCUACCCAUGGAGUGUGAGUGAAAUGAGCCCAGAGUGGAUUCUUCAUCACAGCCUGCACACACGCCCCUUCUGCUAGCCUGGCCCUUACCCCCUUGUCGGGGGAAGUCCACUGGCUAAAGGGAGAGCAGUACACACCACUGCUGCUCGAUGGCGUGGGCUCUUCCAGAGGGGUCUCAGAUAAUGUUAGACAGGUAUUAAAAUUAUGGAGGUCAUUACAUAGAAUCAUAAAACCGGACAGGAAGAGACUUAGAAAAAGUCCAAAUUACGCAAGCCAAUGAUACUUCCCAGGUAUUCCGCCCUUCUAAUUUGAGAUUUGUAUGUGUGUCUCUUGGGGGGUUACUGUUAUUUAUUAUCUAAUUUCUGCCAUGAAGCUGGGGUUGGGGUUCUUUUGUUGUUUGGGGUUUUAUAUUUAAUUUCAGGUGUAGUCACUUGUUGUAAGAGGUUAUGUAAAUGCCCUCAGGGGGAUCAUUUUCUGGCUUGUCAGUAUUAAAUGUGAACUCUGUUCUGAGGCAGUUGCCACCAGCCGUGGUGAGAGCAGUGGGCGCACCUUCUCUUGGGCUCCCAGAUAAGUGGCUGCAUCUUGCUGGAGCACAUGGUUGCAGCCACAGUACAUACUUAGCAGCUUUGCUUGUUCUGGGGAUAGCCGGGGCAGGGAGCUAAGAAUUAGAAGGGCUAUAUCUAGUGCUUUUAAUCUGGGGUGGGACCCACAUCCUAAUCCUUUGGGGGAGUUUCCAGUAGAGCAGUCUUGCCCCAGCCUGCCCUCUGCCUGCCAAGCAAGCAGCCCUUUGCAAUGGGUCCAGGUUCCAGGACGUGAUCAAAUCACAGUCCAGAGCUUGUUGCCCACUUGUCCGUGGAAGGGGCCUCAUGUGCAGGGGCAGCUGUAGAUAACAUUUCAACCCUUUUCAAAGUCUAGGCCAUGAAAAGUGUCAUCUUCAGACGUUUGCUUUUCUCCCAGCUGCAAUGGGGCGGGGGCGGGGGGGUAGUGCCCUUUAGAUCCUGGAAAGGUUGGAGCAGGCAGGGCAGAUGCCCACAUACUCCUUUGUCCCACUUCCAGUCUCUAGAUUGUACGGCUCUUUGAAAUGUCUUAACUUUGAUGUAAAUUUGUAAAGCCAAGCCCUAAUCGAGAUAGAACGGGUUUGGGUCUUUUGUACACAGGGUUCUGGACAUCCUCACGUGUGCCUCCCGCCAGUGCACACUUGGUGUGUCCAGCCCUGGGGUCCCUUCAGCGGCAUUGUGCGUGUACAGAUUUAUAGGCUUGUAUGACUGAAUGAAUGUACAUGUGUUUAUAUCCUAUAUAUGUACAGUGUAUAUAGUGUGUGUACGUGUACAUAGAUGUAUAUUAUGUAUACAGACAUGUAGCCAUGUAUCCAAAGUUUCCUUAUGUUUUAAAGAGAGUCUAUGAUAGAGUCGCUAAAGUAAAUCUAUGCGGAUGUUCCAAGGUCCCUCAGCAGGAUGGAUUUGCCAUUUUGACUCCAAUUUCCCUUGGGUGCGCCUGGCUGGGAAAGGCCACCGAGGCAGAACCUCCACUCUGUGCCAGGGCAGGUGCCGGACAGCAGAGGCCCGGACAGGAGGACGUUGCUGUGUAUUCUCCGGGUUCGGACCAUGGCCAGAAAGCUAGAGGACCACUUAUCCUAAUGUCGAAAACUGGGUGGGGAUCUUGAGCCGGCUGCCACGUGCCUGGGUUGGCCUAACUGGAAGGAACGAGGUGCUUGGAGCGGUCCGCCUUCCCAGGCCCGCGCUGUCACGUGGUCCAGAGGUUCCGCGAGGGCUGUGCUGGGGCCCCGACUCCCAGGUCUACGCUCGCUCUGGACUUAGCAAAGGCGGGUGCUGCCCUGUGACUCAACAGAUUCCCAUCUCUAAUGCGAGUUGAAAAAAAGCCUACCAAGUAGUCUUUUAAAAUAAGCAUGAAUAUGGUAACUUUUGGCGUAGAAGUUACAAAUUUUAAAUUACUUCUCUAACUGUAGCAUGUGAAUAAAACCCACUAAUGUAAAUUCUUUCUGUAAAAUGAUUUAAAAUUUUCAGAUAAAAAUGACAUUUUAAUAUGGCUAUUUGUGCCCUUAAAGCUACAGAUGCCAAAUUGUCCUUGUCCAGGUCUAUCCUGGUUGAUUUUCCCCCGUAAUUGGGCUUUAAACAGAGGCAUGGCGCUCGGGAACCAGGGCCCAGCGUAGCUGCUUCCAGACCUGGUGAGCGGGGCCCGCCGAAGGGAGUCCCUGGACAGCUGCAAAAACUCACAUAAUCCACAGCUUUUCUGGUUUCAGUUUUUGGUUGUUUUUUUAAAUAAGCUACUGAAAUGUUUGAAAACACUUCAUUGAGAUCAUAGUACUCAGUGCCUUUUGUGAGACGGUGGGUCAUUUAGCCUUCAGCUUCCUCUCUAUUGGAUGAAAAAAAAAAAAAAAAAAAAAAGCUCCUGCUACUUCCCUGGCCUCAUCCAACAGUGUGCAUUUGACCCUUGCCCCUGUCCUCGCCUGUCACGACAAUCACACUAUUAUUGAAGGUGGCUUUCCAGUUAAAAUAUAAGAGGAAGCCUGACAGUCUCUAAAUGAAUCUUCAAAAUAAAAAUUCUCAUUUGGUGGGGGAGUGGGGGAUCUUAACAGCAAUCUAAGAAUAAUUAAACUUUGAAUUAAAAACAGUUAGGGGUGGGGAAUGCCUGAGAUAUAUCUAAGGCCCAGCUAUACCUUCAGUUCAGAAGCCAAAUAUUCUGGUAUCUCAAUAUUUAUACAUACAGCAUAGAAAAAAAUGCUAUAAACAUUGGGAAAAAAUGUUCGGCGACAUUUACCGACAGACUAUGAUAAACUUAAUAUUUGGAUAACAUUUGGAAGUAGUAGACUUUAUGUUACAAAUGGCUUGUCUUAGGAACAUAUACUCAAUUACCAUUUUAACGACCAGAGCAUCCAUGGACUCAGAUGCUGCCGCCACAUACAACUCAAGUGCUGGAAUAUUUUUCUACGGUCUCCGUUCUCCCCAUUCUCUUGUAAACCAGUGUUCAACUAGUUUUAUAACUGAAAAGCUGCACAUUUUUCAUAGUACAUAGUUUUUACCUGCAGUUUGGACCUCUCUGUUAAAAUUUAGCUGCAUUUCCAGCCCUUUUAAAAGACAUGUUAAAGGAAAAUUCGGGUGUUAGAUUUUUGUGGGACCGUUUCUGUAACUUCUGCCCUUCACGAUAUAGAAAAAUACUGUUUAUGCCAUUACAUUUUAAUUCCAGGUUUAAAACCUGUGGAAAGCUGUAGCUUAAAAUCAGCUUUGUUUAUGUGAUGGCAUUUAAAAAAUAGCAUGUUCUUUUUAAACUGAAUUUUAUAAUCAAUGUCUUCAGUCUUGAAGAAGAAUUUGCAUUGUUGUGUUUGUAUAUAGAGUAUUGCAGUGCAUGAAUUAGCUUUAUGCAUUUUAUUAAAUGCUGUUUCAAUGUGGCAUUAUUGUUGUGGCUUAAUACUACUACCUAAAUGAGGUUUAUACUAUUAAAAAAGUGAGUUAAAGACUAA
This is a messenger RNA of Canis lupus familiaris (dog), 8752 nucleotides long. RefSeq names its product nuclear receptor subfamily 2 group C member 2 (gene NR2C2). The transcript has 17 exons. Gene Ontology annotation, biological process: cell differentiation; anatomical structure development; positive regulation of embryonic development. The record is from RefSeq and is a predicted model, not a curated record. The coding region runs from base 565 to 2454 and encodes 629 amino acids. Gene Ontology annotation, molecular function: nuclear receptor activity; RNA polymerase II cis-regulatory region sequence-specific DNA binding; zinc ion binding. Lineage: Eukaryota; Metazoa; Chordata; Mammalia; Carnivora; Canidae.